Molecule: messenger RNA, 1617 nt
Organism: Scatophagus argus
Lineage: Eukaryota; Metazoa; Chordata; Actinopteri; Scatophagidae
Gene: ssu72
Product: SSU72 homolog, RNA polymerase II CTD phosphatase
Exons: 5
Coding region: 206-790 (194 amino acids)
Biological process (GO): termination of RNA polymerase II transcription
Cellular component (GO): mRNA cleavage and polyadenylation specificity factor complex; nucleus
Molecular function (GO): RNA polymerase II CTD heptapeptide repeat phosphatase activity
Source: RefSeq, a predicted model, not a curated record
GUAUUCAACCCGGGUGACUCCGCCAUUUUAACUUCCUGCUUCAGCAAAAGACGGGCCAGUCGCACAGUAUUUGUAAUCGAAACGUUCAGUUAUUUAGCGUAACAUUUGGGAUUUGUCUUGUUUGUUUUUCUUACAGGUGUCAAAACUAACUACCUCUGUUAGUUUCCGAAAGCGUCUGUCAGUUAGUUUCAGCCGGAGAGUCGCAAUGCCGAGCCACCCGCUGCGUGUAGCGGUUGUGUGCUCGAGCAACCAGAACCGCAGUAUGGAAGCGCACAGUAUCCUCAGUAAACGUGGAUUUGAUGUGCGUUCAUUUGGGACGGGGUCUCAUGUGAAGCUACCCGGUCCUGCCCCGGAUAAGCCAAAUGUGUAUGACUUCAAAACGACAUAUGUACAGAUGUACAACGACUUGGUCCGCAAGGACAAGGAACUAUACACACAGAACGGCAUUCUGCACAUGUUGGACCGCAACAAGCGCAUCAAAUCAAAGCCGGAGCGCUUUCAAAACUGCAAAGAUAAAUUUGACCUGGUCAUCACCUGUGAAGAGAGAGUCUAUGACCAAGUGCUGGAGGAUUUGAAUUCAAGAGAGCAGGAGACUCUACAGCCUGUGCACGUCAUCAAUGUAGACAUUCAGGAUAACCAUGAGGAAGCCACGCUGGGUGCUUUCCUUAUCUGUGAGCUGUGUCAAUGUAUCCAGCACACUGACGACAUGGAAAAUGAAAUUGAUGAGCUCCUACAAGAGUUUGAGGAGAAGAGCAACAGGCCUUUCCUUCACACAGUCUGUUUCUACUGACACACAAUAGAAAUUUGCAAUAAACACAGACUCAGAUCACAAGCAAUGAAAUGAUAUCAUACAGACAUACAUGCACAUGCACACACUCACGCUCUUCAUCAUCAUCAUCCUCAGUCAUCUACAACACAGUACAUACACAUUGUGUGCCUGCACAGCUACACACACCCAGCUUUGGGUCAGGACCUAACAAAUGACUGCUGUUGGACAUAUUGGCGAUGAUGGGAUUUUUCCUCUAUACAGAGGAUGGACUCGCUGCUCUCGCUCUGCCUUCAUUUCUCCAGAUCAAGGUCAGGCCAAGGUCCUCGCUCCCAGUCCAGUGAAAUCACUCAACCAUGUCUCCUCAGGGAGAACCAUAACACACGCCCCUGAUUCAACAACUCCUUUACAAGUCCCUCUGAUUUUGUUCAGAUGCUGACUCAUUUUUUUUCUUCUCCAGAUUAUAUAUAAUUGUGAUUCAUUUAAGCAUAUGUGUCAGAUUUUUAUUCCAGAUGUGGGACAGUGUACAUGUGGAGGAGAAUUAAUUGAAAUGAAUGCGUGUUUUUGUGUGACCAUGUGGUGUAGCUUAGGCUUAAGUUAAAGUGGGUGGGCUAGUAGUGAAUAACCAAAUCUAGACCUCUCUGUGGGUCUCCUCCCAUCUGUUUUACAAUAUGUGUUGAUUCAUAUUUAAACUUGGAUAUGCUAUUUUUCAGGGCAUAAUAUUUUUUUCUUUUGUAAAUCUUAAAGAAUUGAAGCAUUGUAAUUAUUUGCAAACUACGAGCUCAGCUCAGAGUGCCUGAUUUUUCUGUAUGUACAUAUGAAUCCACUAAAGAAACAUCUCUAUGAAACAA